AUGGGCGCCUCCACUCCUCGCCACCAUUCUAGCUCCCUCACGCUUCCGCGCCUCGUCAAGAAGAUCCUCACCUUGUCGCUCUACGCCCUUGUCCCCCUCGGCCUCCUCCACUACCUCCUUCGCCCUACUCCGGUCGCCAUUGCUGCCUCAGGGGCGCCGGCAAGAAAGCAGCCGGUGUCAGAGGCGUCUCCGGCGCCGCGAUGCGACUACUCCGAGGGGGAAUGGGUGCGGAACGCGGCGGGGCCGCGGUACAACGGGACGAGCUGCGGCGCGACGAUCAAGGACGGGCAGAACUGCAUGGCGCACGGGCGGCCGGACACGGGGUACCUGCACUGGCGGUGGCAGCCGCGCGGGUGCACGCUCCCGCCGUUCGCGCCCGCGGAGUUCCUGGAGCAGGUGCGCGGCCGGCACGUCGCCUUCGUCGGCGACUCGCUGGCCCGUAACCAGUGCGAGUCCCUCGUGUGCCUCCUCGGCUCGGAGUUCCCCGCGGAGCUGGUCCUCGACGGCGGCGAGGAGCGCAAGUUCCGGCGCUGGGCGUUCCCGUCGCACGACGCGACGGUGUCGGUGUUCUGGUCGCCGUUCCUGGUGAACGGCACGGAGAAGUCGUCGGCGCCGGGCGGGCUCGGCCACAACAGGCUGUACUUCGACCAGCCCGACGAGCGGUGGGCGGCGGAGGUGCCCGGCAUCGACGUGAUGGUGCUCUCCUUCGGGCAGUGGUUCAUGCACCCGGCCAUGUACUACGACCGCGGCGAGGUGAUCGGGUGCCACCACUGCCCGGAGCCCAACCGCACGGAGACGAGCUUCUUCGGCGUGUUCCGCCUCGCCGUCAAGAACGCCCUCCGCGAGGUCAUCGCCCGCGCUGCCGGCGCCGGGAGGGAGAAGCUGGCGGUGGUGACGACGUUCUCGCCGGGGCACUUCGUCGGGGACUGGGACAGCCCGGACGCGUGCGCGCGCACGGAGCCGUACGCGCCGGGGGAGAAGGAGCUGCCGUACAUGGAGAGGGAGAUGUCGCGGGCGGAGGCGGAGGAGGUCGCCGCGGCUGCCGACGAGGCCAGGGCGCGCGGGUCGGGGGUGACGGUGGAGGCGCUGGAGGUGACGAGGCUGGCGGACAUGCGCGCGGACGGGCACCCGGGGCCGUACAUGCACGCCUUCCCGUUCGGCGACGGCGGCGGCGAGAAGAAGACGGAGCGUGUGCCGAACGACUGCGUGCACUGGUGCCUCCCGGGACCCAUCGACACCUGGAACGAGAUCCUGCUGCAGAUGGUCAAGCGGUGGAGAGCUUCUUCCUCCCCCAGAUGA
Molecule: messenger RNA, 1299 nt
Organism: Lolium rigidum
Lineage: Eukaryota; Viridiplantae; Streptophyta; Magnoliopsida; Poales; Poaceae
Product: xyloglucan O-acetyltransferase 2-like
Exons: 2
Coding region: 1-1299 (432 amino acids)
Cellular component (GO): Golgi apparatus
Molecular function (GO): O-acetyltransferase activity
Source: RefSeq, a predicted model, not a curated record